GGCCUCCCAUCUGUGGGCCGACUGGGGAGCAAACACCUGAUGCAGGGUUCUGUAGGCCGCCUCUUCUGUGGCUCCCACCCCAACCCCAGCUACACUCUGGAACCCUCUUAACAUUCAUUUGAGUUUAUAUGUCUCAUUUCAUUUUUGUUAUUUGUUUCCAUUUUUAAAUUGUGUUGUACAACGAAUGCUUCCUCUGUCCUCUCAUGAUAUCCUCAUUGCUAUCCUUUCCCCUGUCUGCAACUAUUCUCACAGUGCAUGCAUGAAUCGAUGAGUGCACUUAGACAUCGCCAGAAAAACUGUAGCAUGCAUCUCACAAAUGCUUAUCGAAUGAUGUUGUGCAGCACGGCUUCUAAGCAUAAAAAGCCAAAAGCUUCUUGAUAAACCUGCCACCAAUUCCGUGCGCACGGAAAUAGAGAACAUCCAGAGGCAGCACCUAUGGGGUCGAAGAGGCUGAAGGAGGCGGAGCUGUGUCCUGAGCCCAAUGGAGAGGACAAUAUGCAAAAUGGUCUUCAGGGUGAAGAUGAGAUGCUGGCCGCAACUCAGUGCUACAGCGUGGGAGCUAUUUGUUACACAAGCUCAGAGCAGCUCUCCUAUGAAGACAACAUUCUCGGUGCAGAAACCAAUCCAUCGCCUCAAUGUUUUCCAUGUUUUCCAUCCUGCAAGAGGCCUCUGCAUCAAGAUUUGAUGGAGUGUCAGAAUUACGCCUUCAUUUCACGUUGCCAUUUACCUUCCACCUUCGCCAAUAGCUCCUUGGCAACCCCAGUGUCUUCGGAGACGGAAAGAGUGGUGAAGGUUUACUACAUGCGUGUCCUAACCAGAAGGGGUGUGGCUAUCUUCGAGGAUGCAGAAGGAGAACUGGAGCCUCCCCCAAAGAGGAUAAGCAUAGCAAAACUUACCUUUCCUGAGGGGAUUCCUCCCAAAGUCAUCCUCCCUGGAGAUACACAGCACCUGCUGACUGACAGCAAGGCUCACUGGGACAGUGAAGUCCUAGAGGGAGGGGAAGAAGCUGAGAGGGCAUCAGAGAUGGUGGCUGAGGAGGCAGGACCCAGCGCUGGAGCACCUCCCUGGCUGUUGCACCUGGAAAGGGGCUUCCGCUGCAUGGGCUGCUGCAGAGUCUUCCCCACGCUGGAGAUCCUCACGAAGCACGUGGAGCACGGCCUCAAGGAGGGCUUCUCGUGCCUUACUUUCCACCUUGCCUUUGCCAGGCUAAGGAGGAAAAGGAAGAAGGAAAGAAGGAGGAUCACUAAGAAUGGCCAGUGGUGCUACUGACGCAACAUCUGGGGCCUCUGGGGAGAAAUUUGUGUGGUGUUGUGGUGCUUGUAUUUUGAAUCUUUGUGAAUUUUUGUGUUACUUUUUACAUAAAUAGUAUUUCUCAUGUUCUUGACUAGGACAGGUGACGAAUAAAAGUAAACUUCAGUACU
Chinchilla lanigera (long-tailed chinchilla) is the source of this 1421-nucleotide messenger RNA. Its product is annotated as protein FAM170A-like. The coding region runs from base 436 to 1269 and encodes 277 amino acids. The transcript is spliced from 4 exons. The record is from RefSeq and is a predicted model, not a curated record. Gene Ontology annotation, biological process: fertilization. NCBI's taxonomy places the organism in Eukaryota, Metazoa, Chordata, Mammalia, Rodentia, Chinchillidae. Gene Ontology annotation, cellular component: nucleus.